Messenger RNA from Dalotia coriaria, 2989 nucleotides. Its product is annotated as sorting nexin-14-like. Gene Ontology annotation, cellular component: late endosome. Gene Ontology annotation, molecular function: phosphatidylinositol binding. The record is from RefSeq and is a predicted model, not a curated record. Gene Ontology annotation, biological process: autophagosome maturation. The coding region runs from base 109 to 2847 and encodes 912 amino acids. The transcript has 11 exons. NCBI's taxonomy places the organism in Eukaryota, Metazoa, Arthropoda, Insecta, Coleoptera, Staphylinidae.
CAACAAACGUAUUGGUUAGGUACAACAAUGAUUAAGUGUGGAUUAAAGUCCUAAAACUGUGUUAAAGCUACAUAAAUUUCGCAAUUAACGGUACAGCAAACAAUAAACAUGAUUCUACCAGUGGACCUUCUGAAUGCCUUUCAUACAGCAAAAAACGAUAGGGUAAUUUGCAGUAUUGCAGUUUGUAUCUUGGCUCUCUGCUUUGCAGUUGGUUUGAUUUUUAGUUCAUUUUCUGCCUUAAUUAUUCUCUUUAGUUAUGUUGGUGGCAUUGCUGUUGCAAUAGCACUACUCAAUUAUGAAAAUGGUGUUCUUUAUUUUAUACAAAAAGGAAUAACUUUAUAUAAACAACACUUUUCAAGAGAAAAUCUUGACCAGCAUAAUGUUUGUACAAUAUGCAGUGGUCAGGGUUGCUUUAGACAUAAAAAGAAUAGCAGACUACCAUGGAAAAACAUUUAUAUUAAUAAAGAACUAAAUUCAAAUGUUGAAAAUUUCUUUCAACACAUAUUAGAUGAGUUUAUUCUGUCAUGGUAUACUGAUUAUACCAAUGAUCAAAGCUUUGUUUAUGAACUAAAACAUUCCAUAAGAUAUGCCACAGGAGUGGCAGUAAAACGUUUUUUAGAGUUAGACAUUGGUCAUAUUAUAACUAAUAAGUUAAUUCCAUGUGCAAUGAAACAUGUUGAUGAUCAUUUGUGCAUGGUGCAGAUUGCAGAGCUUAAGAAUUCAGAAAUUAACAAGAUUGCUGUAGAUUAUUUAGGCAAAAGACUUCAUAUUGCUGCUACUACAAGAAGCAAUGAAUUGAAAUAUUUGCAAAACUUAGCAUCGGCUCUAACUGAACGAUUAUUACCAGCAGAAAAUUUAAAGUGCAAAAACUUUACGUUUUUAUUACGUGAAUUAUUGAGUGGGUGGGUAUUGCUACCUUUAAUGGAUGUGCUUGCCGACCCGCAUAUUAUCAAUGAACUAGUCAUAUUAACAAUAACGUACAAAUCUAAAUCUAAGUCCAUGUCACACCAUUCUGCGGAGAAAGUAGAAUUACUUUCAAACUACGGCGCUAUUCAAGCCAAGGAUGUUGCUUUGGCUAUGGAUUUGAAGACAAUUAUUGAGGACCCGAUUAAUUUAUAUCAUUUUAUGCAAUAUUUAAAGAAAGAAGGCGUUGUACACUUACUACAAUUCUACUUAAAUAUAGUGGAUUUCAAUAGUAAUCUGUUGAAACCUGACUUAACUAAACGCCAACUGGAAGAAUUACAUGCAGAUGCGUUAACAUUGUACAAAGAUUAUUUGGAUCCAAAAAGCGACAACUUUAUUGGUUGUGCAGAUGAUAUUAUAAACGAGCUACGCGAUUUGUUAAAUGAAGGCGUUUAUAAUGUAGCAAAACUACAAACUUCUGAACCUUUGUAUAAAGCAUCAGAGUUUACAUUCAACGUGCUAGAAAAUGAAUGGCUGCCGUUAUUUUAUCAUAGCAUUGAGUUCUAUUUAUUGGUCGGCGGUAAUAAAACAUCAAGUAACUCAACAAAAGGAGCAGCUACAAGCCCAUUUAUAACAGGAUCACCCGUCAGAUUCAGACAAAGACGUUUAGAAAGCCAAGGAACUGUUGCAAAACUAAGCAAUAGUUUGGGGAAAAUUAAAGGAGCUUUACAAGCAAAACAACCAGUCGAAGGUUCGAUAUAUCCACCUGAAUCGCGAAUUGUCGAAAGUGAUGCGGCAUUUGUGGAAGACUUUUCCGAAUGCACGAAUCGGCGUAACCUAAGCACCUGGCGCAUAUCCAUUCCAGCCGUUGUGCCCAUACAGUUUGAUUCAAAAACAAUAUACGAUUUCAAUAUAGACGUGCAACGCACGGACGCAUUAUCGACAGGGGAAAUUCGACACUGGACCGUUAAACGACGCGACCAAGAUUUCUACACACUCAAGUCGAAGCUGAUCGAGUUUCACGGCGAGAAUGAGAUCUGUAACUCACCCUUACCCGCCCGACGCUCCAAUCUCUCACUGGAUGCCAGAAAAUCAAAGUAUGAGGAAUUUUUGAAAAAGCUUUUAGAAAAACCGCUCCUGAAGGGUAGCGAUCUGCUGUAUUCGUUUCUAACAUCCAAGCAGAAUUUCACGUUGUUAGUCACGACAUCGCUGCCAAUGGUCGAUUUAGAAAAUAUUUAUCAGUCUGUUACUUCUAAAUUGAGGAAAGAACGCGGGCAGCAUUUAGAUAAUUUUCUUGUAACAUUUUUUAAUUCCACCAGCGGUCCAAAAGCACAAAAAUUUGAAUGGGCUGAAAUCGGGGAUGAAGUUGAUUCUUCAAGUUUAACUUUAUUUAACACGCUACCGAAAACAUUCAAAAACAAAGUGUUUGGAGACAAUUACGGAGCUGUUUAUCAAAGAGACGUAAAAAGUUCAUCAACUUCAAUAAAUCCGAACGGAAUAACAGACGCAGGAUUCUAUUUAUUGAAACAUAUAUUCCGUGUACCCGAGCCUUUAUUAAAAUUCUAUGUAUGUAUUUGUCGUGUUGCUCAACAAGCAGUUGAAUCGAUGUGCCGAAUGUUGAUAGACAGAAGUAUAAAGUCCGCUUUAGAUCAGCCGACAUUAGCAUUUCUAAUAAAAGAAUUGGAAGAGGUAAUAUUUGGCAAACUUGUGCCAACAACGGAUGAAGAGCGGAAACUGCGGAAGGAGAAAGCGGCGAAGUUGUUGGCGGAAACUGUACCCAACUUUUGUACUGUUAUAUUGGGGAAGGACUUUAGGGGCGGACUUUUGAGGUUGUUGGAAAUAUUACAAAAUCCUUUGUAUAACAAGCAGUUGGCAUAUAGUUUAAUGGAUAUUGUGAUAGGUGAAAUGUACCCAGAACUUGAUACUUCAGAUGAAUUUUACUGAUGUUUCAAGUAUUGCUUAUUGUGCAUUUACACAUAUAUUUAUUGGUGAUAUUAACUUUGUUUUUAUAGCCUUUUAUAUUUGCUUGGCAUUUAAGUAAUUAAAAAAUUACUAACGUUGUAUGUAAAUAUAUAAUCUACUUACA